Messenger RNA from Ctenocephalides felis (cat flea), 899 nucleotides. Its product is annotated as protein FMC1 homolog. Bases 42 to 875 code for a protein of 277 amino acids. The record is from RefSeq and is a predicted model, not a curated record. Gene Ontology annotation, biological process: microtubule-based process. The transcript has 2 exons. Gene Ontology annotation, cellular component: nucleus; mitochondrion; cytoplasm. Lineage: Eukaryota; Metazoa; Arthropoda; Insecta; Siphonaptera; Pulicidae.
UUGCAUGAUUUAUAAACAUUGCAGUCGCCAUUUUUUAUGAGAUGUCAAAAGAAGAAGAAUUUACUAAAGUUUCAUAUAAAAAGAAGACACGAAGACCGAAGGGGGUUAUCAAAAGUGUGACAAAUUUAGAUUCCAUUUCAAUUGAUAAUCAUAUAAAUAAGGAUAAAUCUCUAGAACGAAUACUAACGUCAAAAAAUGAAAUUUUACAUUCAAAAUUUUAUAUUAAUGUAAAAACAUUAUUUAACGAGGUAAUUAGUGAAUUAGGAAUUCAAGAAAUUAAAAACAUUAUUUGUUUUGGACUUGGACACAUUGGAGACUGUUUAUCGUCACAAUAUCAGUUAGCAUUUUUAUUAAAUAUUUGCGACGAAUUCAAUAUUACGAAUACACUUGUUUAUGAUCCAAUAUUUAGUGAAAUAGAAUGCCAAAUUUUACAACAUUUUGGAUUACAAGUUGAAGCUACAAAUAAAGAAGGAAAAUAUAAAAUUUGUCCUAACGAAGCAACAUUGUUAUAUGCUCCACAUUGCCCAAAACAAUUAAUGAACAAUUUUUUGUGGAAGAAUUGGGAAGAAAGUUUAAGCAAUUGUAUUAUUAUUGGCAAUAGUUUUUCACAAAUAGUUGAAACAAACAGUAAACGAAUUCUUGAAGAGCAAGCUGCAUAUUUACUAAAAAUUUGUCCAUAUACAAAAGAAUUUGACAUUGAAAACAAUUUCAAAUUUACUGAUAUUUUUAACGAUACAUCAAUACACUCAUUUCCAAAAGAGAACAUUAAAGACCUGCUUUCAAAGUUUUGGUUAGACAAAAUAGAGCCAGCUUAUAUCUCAGAUGAUAUAGAAUUUAUCACCAAUGCUGUUUGCUCUGAAUUACAAAUAACUUAAUAACUACCACUAAAUUUUAUUUUG